This is a messenger RNA of Scomber japonicus (chub mackerel), 4368 nucleotides long. It is a transcript of the gene cd109, whose product is annotated as CD109 molecule. The annotation marks the transcript as partial. Gene Ontology annotation, cellular component: extracellular region. Gene Ontology annotation, molecular function: endopeptidase inhibitor activity. The transcript is spliced from 34 exons. The record is from RefSeq and is a predicted model, not a curated record. NCBI's taxonomy places the organism in Eukaryota, Metazoa, Chordata, Actinopteri, Scombriformes, Scombridae.
AUGGAGCGUCUCCAGGUGUGGGGACUCUUCGGUCUGAUCGUUCUCACCGCCGCCCAGAACACCACACACAGUCCCGACCCUCAGCCCUCCUACCUGCUGCUGGCUCCCAUAAAUCUUCGACCUGGAGUCCCAACAUCACUAUCAGUCACCAUCCUGACCGCCUCUCUGGUCACUGUGUCUGCUCACAUUGUUCAUGACAAGCAGAUUGUGUCCUCGGCCUCAGCUGCAGUGGAAGGAGGUUCAACUAAGAUGCUGACUUUGCCACCUAUUCACGAAGGCAAGUCAAGCUACAGGAAACCCUACAACCUGGAGGUCAAAGGUCACGUGGGUAGCAUUGAGGUUUUCUCCAACUCCACGCAGCUGUACUUCAACCCCAAAGGCCUCUCUACCUUCAUCCAGACAGACAAGCUGAACUAUCUACCUGGACAGCUGGUGAAAAUCAGAGCGGUGUCCAUUCACCCCGAUGGGAAACCCUACCUCAGCCCGGUGGACAUUGUCAUCACCGAUCCGAGGGGAAACCUGGUCAGACAGUGGUUGUCUCUGGAUGGCGUCCUUGGAGUCGUGUCCAAAGAGUUUCAGCUGUCUGAGAACCCUCCUCUGGGUGAAUGGACCAUUCUUACUACAGUCAAUGGCUCCUCUAGUAGGACACAUUUCAAUGUGGCACAUUAUGUUCUGCCGAAGUUUGAGGUUGUGAUUGAAGCUCCGGAUGUCAUUUACCGUGAAGACACUUUGUGGGGCUCCGUAAAAGCAAAGUACAUGUAUGGGAAACCUGUUCAGGGAUUCGUCAAUAUAACGGUUCUGCAUCGUUUUCAUGGUAUUGAAGACGUUUACGAUGAAAACAAAGAGAUUGACGGCACAGCAGACUUCAUGUUUGACAUUCCCAGCUAUCAUCCAAUGAACAAAAGAGCUCUAGACAUGCUCUUCUAUGAUGAACUCAUGGAUGGUGAAUUUCUAACGAUCGUGGCUCAUGUGACUGAACAUCUAACAGGUCUCACGUAUAACAGUACAACAACGGUUUCUUUAGCAAAACAUAGAUAUAAACUUUCCUUUGAUGGCUAUCCCAAAGAACUAAGGCCCUCUUUGAACUUCAAUGCCAAGCUGAAAAUAUGCACAUACAACAAUCAGCCGUUGUCUCUGGAGGAUCUACAACAGACUGUUAAAGUGUCAGUGGUGCAGCAAAAGAAAAGUCCUUGGAAUUGGAAAAUGGACCAGAUGGAAGAAAUGGGCCCACGUAGACAAAACUCAUCAGAUUCUUCGGAUAUUAUGCAUCCCACUCCAGAAGGGAUACCAGCACAAGACAUGGAGUUUCCUCUCACCCCAGAUGGGGUAAUACCGCUCUCAAUCCAGAUCAUGGAUGACACUGCCACACUCACUAUUGAUGCUUCAUUUGAGGAUAGCCAAAACACUCUACAGCUCUAUAGAAGCUACACAUCACCCAGUCACUCCUAUCUACAGAUUCAGAAACCCUCCGAACCCCCAGAGGUUGGUUCAUCCCUUGUGCUGCACAUUGAGAGGAAUUUCCCAAUGGCUGAGAUUCACUACAUAGUAAAGUCCAGAGGUCAGAUCGUUUCUGCUGGGAAAAGCUCUGGUGAUCUAACGCUGGUCCCAGAAACCACCUGGGCUCCUCUUGCCUGUAUCAUCGUCUACUGUGUGCUUCCAAAUGGAGAGAUUGUCAAUGACGUAAUCAGGCUGCCCAUAACCCAAGCUUUACAAAACCAGGUCUCUUUGAGUUGGAGUGAGCCCACAAGGAGGCCGGCUGAUGAGGUCACUCUGAGGGUCAAGGUGGCAGAGCCUGGCUCUCUGGUCGGGAUCCUGGUGGUUGACAAGGCAACAAAGUGGAUGGCAUCACACAAUGACAUCACCCCAGAGAUGGUACUGGAACAGAUGGAGAAGUACAGUGUUUCCAAGGAAGACAUGUACUCUGACACAUUGACAAAGGGAGAUCCAUACUCCAUCUUCAGGAUGAGUAAUCUUGUGGUGUUCACUGAUGCCAGUUUGCACAUGCUGGAUCCCCUGAUGAAGCCUGAAUUUCCAGGGGGAGAUUUUGUUUUCUACCAGACGAAGGAGGAGCAAGAACAGGAGCCACGAGAGCGCCGGAACUUUCCAGAGACGUGGAUUUGGAUGGAUACCGACACAGGUAAUUCAGACACAAAAGAGAUAAAACUGACUGUACCAGACAGCAUCACAACCUGGACAGCCACUGCCUUUGUCAUGUCUGAGAACCUGGGUCUGGGCAUCGUAGAGCAACCUGUAGAGCUCACAGUCUUCCAGGAUUUUUUCUUGUCUUUGAAUUUGCCGGCCUACAUCAUCCGAGGAGAAGAGCUUUUGCUGGAGGUUAUUCUGUUCAACUACCUCCCACAGGACAUGGACGUCACGCUGAUUGUUCGAGAGAGUGAGACCUUUGAGUUUGUCUCCGUGGACAAUGAUGAGCUGUCUGUGCUCAAUGUUCGUCGGGUGUCUGUGAGGAGCCAGGGUGGAGCAUCCGUCCUCGUUCCCAUAAAGCCGCUGGUCCUCGGAGAGAUCCCCAUCAGUGUGAAAGCCAUGUCGAUGCUGGCGUCUGACUUUGUUAGCACGACUGUGCUCGUCAAGGCUGAAGGCCUCGAGCAGACGUUCUCCACCUCGCUGCUGUUUGAGGUUUCACCUUUAGACUGGAGCAUUUCCAGAAACGUCACUUUCACCUUCCCGGCAGAUGUCGUGGAGGGCAGCGAGAGGGCUUCAGUGACGGCUGUCGGGGACAUCCUCGGCCCGUCCAUCAGCGGCCUGGACUCUCUCAUCCAGAUGCCUUAUGGCUGCGGUGAACAGAACAUGAUCAACUUUGCACCAAACAUCUACGUGCUCCAGUAUUUGAACGCUACCGGACAGGCUGACCAGCACACAUCAGACACAGCCACAGACUAUAUGAUGAAAGGUUAUGAGCGAGAGCUUUCCUACCAGCGAGUCGACGGCUCCUUCAGUGCGUUCGGAGACCAGGAUUCAUCUGGAAGCACCUGGCUCUCUGCCUUUGUGCUGAGGUGUUUCCUUCAGGCUCGUCCUUUCAUCAGCAUCGACGCCUCUGUGCUCCUCAGAGCGGCGGCCUGGUUAGGAGUCCAGCAGGGGGCUGAUGGGAGGUUCGACGAGCCCGGCCGCGUCAUCCACACAGAGCUACAAGGAGGCCUGGACGGCCCCGUUUCUCUCACAGCUUACGUCGUCAUCGCUCUGCUGGAAGACAAUGACAUCAAGGCUCACUAUGAGAGCCAGGUGUCUGCGGCCCUGAUGUUCCUGGAGACCCGCUUGGCUCUGGGCGUCUCCAGUAACUACAGCCUCGGCCUGCUCACCUUCGCUCUGGCUCUGUCCGGCAGCUCCAGCGCCGACGCGGCACUCAACGAGCUGAUUGGACGAGCUGAGAUGAGAGACGGCGUGCCGAUGUGGUGGUCCCCGGACGGCGGGCUCUCUGAAUCGUGGCAGCCUCGCUCUGCAGACAUCGAGAUGGCGUCCUAUGUGCUGCUCUCUCUGCACCAGCUGGGCCGCGUCGCUGAGGGCCUCGGACUCAUGAAGUGGCUCAGCCAACAGCGAAACCACAAGGGAGGAUUCGGAAGCACUCAGGACACAGUCGUGGCUCUGCAGGCUUUGUCGACGUUCGCAGCUCUGGGCGGGUCUCAUGACGUUGACCUCACCAUCGCGGUGACCUCUGACCCCUCGUCCACCAACGUCGCUUUCUUUAUCAUCCAACAGGACAACUACCUGCUUCACCAGAGCCAGCAGAUCGAGCCAAAAGAUGAUCUGAAGCUUCACGUGACUGCAGAAGGUCACGGACUCGCUGUCUUUCAGCUGAACGUGUUUUACAACAUCAGGAAUGAAGAGAUGAUGAGGAGGAGACGAGAUGCCGGCGGACACGAGGCGUUUCAUCUGUUCGUCGAGCUGUUUGACGAAGAAAUAAACUCUGCACAUCUGUUCAUCUGCAGCAGUCUGUCAGAGCAGGUGGGUCUGAAUGCGACGGGCAUGGCCAUCAUGGAGGUGGGUCUGCUGAGCGGCUUCAGCCUGUCGCCGGACGCCAUCCACAUCGACGGGGAGGUGAAGAAAGUGGAGACCCAGCCAGGGAAAGCCAUCCUCUACCUGGACUCUGUGACGACGGAGGAGAUGUGCCUCAUGAUUCCUCUGGUGAUGGAGUAUAAAGUGGCCAAAGUCCAGGAAGCAACUGUUCUCCUUUAUGAUUAUUAUGAACCAAGGCGAAGGACGGCGAGGACGUAUAAUUCAGAGUGGAGGACGGACUUGUCCACCUGCUCCUUCUGUGGCGAUGACUGCAGUCAGUGCAGAGUUCAGGACCUUUAUGAGUUCGACCUAGCAUCACACGGCAGACGACACUUCCUUCCUUCCUUACUCCUUUACUUC